UUUCCUCUGUCUCGGAUAUCAUUGGUUGCGCUGCAAAACAUCCUCGCUCAUUCACAAGUAAUCGUAUGUCAAUUGAGUUUAAUGCACGUAUCGAUGUCAGUGAUUCACGAUGACUAGAUACCAGACCUCGAAACCCAGUAUCCUAUUAGCAAUACGAAACUACUCUGCCUUCAAGCUCGAUUACCAGAACAUCAGUGCCAUUGUUACCGAACGCCAGCAGCAAUUAGAUGCAGUAUCCUACGAAAUCUCACUUUUCGAAACAGUCAUAGAUAGUAUCAACUGUAUUCACCGGCAACUGGUCGCGAAGAAGAACAAGAUCACUCAGUCCAUGAAUUCGCACAAGCGACUUGUAUCAGCUCUCUGGCGCUUGCCAGCCGAAGUCCUAUCCCAGAUUUUUGCUCACUGUCUCCCAAUUGGGCACCGCUUGUCGCCCGCGUCAGAGGCAGUUCCUAUGCUGUUGACAAGAAUAUGUCGACGAUGGAGGGAGGUUGCUGUGGAUAUGCCCAGUUUGUGGCACAGACUAUCUGUGGGCAAAGACUGGCAGCGAAGAGCCUUCUGCUAUGAGGCAUGGCUCAAGCGAUCACGAGGGCGUCCGCUCUCGUUGGAACUCCCGUGUCACAAAAAUAACUGGACCGAGCUACAAAGCCUUCUUCAGCCCUACAUAAAUCAAGUCUCAUCUCUAUCUCUUAAUUUUGACCGCAACGCCUUCCAACCUGAGGUUAUGAUAUCGGACUUCCUAGCACUUGAGGAGCUGACCAUAUCAUUGGAUUGUAAUAAUCUUGUGGCUGCCGUCAUCCGUUUUCUCUCGCAACCGCCAUGCACUCUGCGCAGUCUCACGGUAAUGGGGGUGUUCUUCGACAUGGAGUACGCAUCUACAUGCAAUCCCGCCUGGGCCCACCUCACAAAUAUCCAGAUUGACCUAGACGAACCAAGUGCGUUCCCCCAAUUGCUCCGUUUAUGCCCCAGCCUCUCCUCCUUGACGAUAUAUACAAUAUUCGACGCCAUGGAGGCCUUGGAGCCAUUCACGCACACCCAACUCCAAUUCUUACGGAUCUUUUCCGACGAUAUUUAUGACGACGACACAGAGUAUCUUAACCUAUUCGAUACCCUCUCACUGCCCAAUUUGCGCUCUCUCGAAGCUCGCGAUAUAUACCCAUGGCCUCAUGAGGAAUUCAAGGCAUUUUUGACGCGGUCAAAGUGUCCCCUGGAGAGCCUGACUCUCGGCUUCGAAGUAUUGCUAACAGAUGAGCAACGAGCAGAAUACGUUGCCCUUAUUCCUUCUCUCAGAGUAUCUCAGAGUACUAGUUAAUGAGAUGAGUUAUUCCUUGCAUUAGAGGUUGCUUUGUCUAAACAGAGUUGGUUGUUACGGAU
Molecule: messenger RNA, 1371 nt
Organism: Suillus subalutaceus
Lineage: Eukaryota; Fungi; Basidiomycota; Agaricomycetes; Boletales; Suillaceae
Exons: 2
Coding region: 110-1309 (399 amino acids)
Molecular function (GO): protein binding
Source: RefSeq, a predicted model, not a curated record